AUGGGUUCAAUCAAUUUGCAAACAGCUUCAGAAUUUGAAAUGUCAAAGAUCUUAGAUGAACGUACUAUAACUGAUGUUAUAGGAAUAAGAAAACGAUAUGAGUUAAAUGCAAAUAUACUGGGUAAAUGUACAGAUGUAUCAGAGAAACAAUGGAAAAAAUGGGAAGACAAUGGAGUAGUGUCUUUUGGGGGUGCUACUAGUUUAGAUUCCGAUGUGUUCUAUGGCAUGAGAGAUCAAGAUACUAGCAUGAGAGAGAUGAGUGUUAAGUUAGAGAAACAGGAAGAGCAGUUGCAGUUAGAGAGAGAGAAAAGAAAGAAAGCAGAGUUUGCUUUAGAACAAGAAACACAGCAGAAAAAAUGGUUAAGUGCUAUGCCACCAGAUAGCAUUUACACAAGAAAACACUCUGACAAUAAACAAUCAGACACAAAACAAAACAGAAAAAGCAAAAAUCAAGAUAGCAAAGACAAACAUAUUCAUUCAAGAUCAAGCAUGUUUGACAGCACACAUGAUGACAACACAAGAGGUAGAAAGCAUCACAGAAAACCAAGAUAUCAGUCUUCUUCUUCCUCCUCAUCUUCACGAUCCUCCUCUUCUUCUUCCUCUAGUAGUGACUCUGACUAUGACAGACGCCAUCACAGACGCAGACACAGACAAAAAAGUCGCAGUCCAACAUCAAAAUUACACACAUUUAGUGGUGACGGAAAGAUCAGCUGGGACACAUUCAUCACACAAUUUGAAAAGGUAGCUGACAGACAUGAUUGGGGAAAAAAGAAACGUACUGACAAAUUGUUCACUAGUUUAGAGGGGGAAGCCUUAGAAUAUGUCUGUAAACUUGAUCUAGACAGCUAUAGAAAGAUUAAAAAGGAAAUGAGUAGGAGGUUCAAUACUAAAGAAAACCCAAUCUCAGCUAGACGCAAGCUGCAGUACAUGAGACAACAUGAGGAGGAAUCACUUCAACAAUUUGCACAAAGAGUUCACUUCAUCACCAUCGAUGGCUACAAAGAAUCGGGAAAAAGAGCAGUAAAUCAAAUCUCAACAGAAAACUUUCUUAGAGGAUGCAGAGAUAAAGAAGCUGCCAGGACUGUGAUGGAAAAGAAUCCAAAGGACAUCCAUGAAGCUCUAGAUCUCAUGAGAACAUCUAUCGCAAAUCAACAAGCAGUUUAUGGAUCUAGUAAGCCCUAUUAUCACAGACAAGUCUCUUUUGAAUCAUCACCAGUACAACAAGCAAAAAAGUUGGAACAAAUGGAAGACAAAAUUUCAAAACUCACAGACAUGGUCUUCAGCAUUAAACAAACAUUGGAUGACAAAUUAUCAAAUACUGGGGUUUCAAGAACUACACAAGGGUUCGAAUCUAGGUCAAGGUCAAACAGUCCUAUAAAUUACGGUCGACCCUUCAGAUCAAACAGUCCUAUAAAUUACAGUCAACCCUUCAGAUCUAACAGUCCCUUCAAAAACACUCAGAAUUCAACAAUGCAAAACAAGUCAUUUCAAACAUCUAGAUCUCCAUCUCCAUUCAAAUACAGAACACCAAGUCCAUACAGAUCUACUCCAACAAAACCACAUUCCUCUACCAACUCCCCAAACUCUUCAGAAAAUUUAAACGCCAAGUAA
Molecule: messenger RNA, 1611 nt
Organism: Saccostrea cuccullata (small rock oyster)
Lineage: Eukaryota; Metazoa; Mollusca; Bivalvia; Ostreida; Ostreidae
Product: probable replication factor C subunit 1
Exons: 1
Coding region: 1-1611 (536 amino acids)
Source: RefSeq, a predicted model, not a curated record